AGUAACUACCAUAAACUGAACUUACUUCUACAAGGCCACCUCCUCACAGACAUGAAGCCCACACUCGUGCUGACAAACCUUGCCUCAGCCUCUCGGACGCAACGUUCAACGCUGACUGGAACCCCUAUUGUAUCCAACCUUCUGUGCCAAUACCACAAGAAUCGAGUCAUCUUCAAUGGACAUACAUCUUUGAGAACAUUUUAUACUCGCUCCCACCUUUGCAAUCAGCAGCCAAAAGACGAUGAGCUACCCAAGUUUAGCUUUGAGGGUUUGGGAAUGAGCAAGAACGUCAGGAUCUUUGUAAUUGCAGUCUUGAGCAUUUUCGGAACGAUUGAGACCUGGGUUUGGUGUAAGGGUAUUUAUCGCUGGUGGAAUGGCCCUUCAGAGGAAGAGAAAAAGAGGAUAGAGGCUUCUCAUAAAUAAACGAUGGAGAGCAGAGAGAUAUAAUUCAAAAUUUUGGACAGAGCUAUUGAAGUAGAACGGCA
Messenger RNA from Trichoderma asperellum CBS 433.97, 485 nucleotides. RefSeq lists its product as uncharacterized. The record is from RefSeq and is a predicted model, not a curated record. Lineage: Eukaryota; Fungi; Ascomycota; Sordariomycetes; Hypocreales; Hypocreaceae.